CAAAGCCUGACAAUUAAGAGGAAGUUAAAGGUGUCUUCUCCUUCCUUCGCGAUUAAACCUGGGGGAAAAGGCCGAUAAAAACGGGUUCAUAAGAAAUGAGAGAAGGAUGAGCGACCAGCGCCUACAGGAGACCUGGACCUCCUUUGCACAAACAGAACCUGGAAAUGUCAUAGAGCGACAGAACCGUCUGGAUGAGUUCUUGGGGCUGCUACUGUCCUCAGCUGAGGAAAAAGUGCCAUUAUCAAAUCUCCUUCAUUUUAGUGAUAUUGGAAGUGUGGUGAGCUUAUUGGGUGGUCAGUUCUUGGCAGAUAUAGAACACAUCUGCCUUGGCUCUGCCAGCUAUGACAGUGAUGCUUCCUCUUCUAGUGCUACAUCUCGUUCUGUAGAAUCAAUAAUAAGUGAUACAUCCCAUGUUAGUGAUACAUCUGGGGGCUGCAGACCCAGAGUGUCCAAGAAAGCCAGCAAUGGGCGAUCUCCCUUGGUCAGGGAUUGUGUCGAGUCCUCAAACAUCCAUGACAUUGGAAACAACAAAUAUCAGAAAGAUAUUACUGCCCUUAGUGAGGCCACAAGAGACCUAAGCAUCAGCACUGAUAACAAGUGUGUGAGUGUAGUGGAAGAUAAUUAUACCUGUACAGAAAUCAGGAUAAAAGAAAACAAAGAGUUCACUAAUGGUGGGGAGGAGAGUGAUGUGGUGAAGGAAGACACAUGGGUGAGCAAAGAGCUUCAUGCUGAAAAGUGUCAGAAUGAAUCUCUGUGUGAACACAAUGGAACUUGCAAUAACAAUAGCCAAGAUGAUUCUCACCAAGACAGUGCAAAUGCUAUCUUAAACAGAAAAGGUGCUUAUUCUGAAAGUGCAAUACCCAAUGCCAAUUCCAAUAAGAAUAAGGGGCUCGUCCACUCCUCGAGGGAGAGGAGUGAUCCCAUCUUCACCUCCAAUCAAUCAAACCUCAACUCCAGUCAGUCUGCUCUGGCAUCGACCUCGAGUCACUCUGAACAGGACCUGCAGCCCCCUCAGAAUGCAGCUUCAGAUACUGUUCAGGGGCACGAGGCCCAGAAUGCAGCCACCCUGAAGCGCUAUCUUCUUCAGGGAUGUGGUGCAAAAAUAUUAGUUGUCCUGGAUCAGCUCGGCGUCACGGGCCUGACUGGUGGAAGGGAAAUCAGCCAUGUUUUAGCCUUUAUAUUUGCAUUCAUGCUGAAGAAUUCCCUUGAUGAUGAGAGUUGCAAAUCAAGGAAUUGCCUAAAGAAUGCAGAGAAUGCACUGCAAGGGACGAAUGGAGAGAGUUGCAAUCUCAGUAUGCAUCAUGUACAGAAGGGCUUUUUUAAUGGCAACAGUGAAAGUGCAUUAGACUUGGCCAAGUGCUUCAAAUAUGAGCCAUCAGUGAAUCUCAGCUUGGAGGACAUCUUCGCACCCCUGGUCCACAACCCUUCCCACACCAAGACAGGCAACACUAUAAGAUCUCAUGGCCUCUCAGUUUCACAGUCAUGGAUGCAGACCUCUGGCUCCAAGAGUAGCAGUCUCUCUAGCUGCCAGAGUGGGAAGAAGUGUGGGAAGAAACGUAGAAAACGUUCCUCCACUUGUAACCACAUCAUAAACUCAGACUCGGAGGCAGACCCAGACCUCCAGACGCACAGACUGCGCAAGGCUAUUGUGAAGUUCACAAUGAAUCCCAAAGAUUUUGACUAUUUCACCCAUGUUGUGUACAGUGACGAAGACAAGAGCCAUCAGCAUGACAGGGUUCAUGUAAGCCUUGGCCCAGGCAGCAAAAUGUGCUGCCAUGAGAACAUUCUAUGCCUCACUCUUGUGGAACUUCUCCAGUGCAUCAUAUCAAUCCAGUCGCAACUGGCCAUGCAUGAAACAGAGUUAAAACACUUGUCCUCACCGUUAUUAGCAACACAGGAUAUUCUUCAGUUUUCACUUGACACGUUUUCCUCUAUGGUUGCUGAAUUCAAGCAUUUGGAGCAGAAAGGGAAUGACACUGCAGACAUCCGACAGUUGCUCUCUGGGAUGCUACGGCUUGUGUUUUCUUCAAUGCAAAGAUUUCUCAAAUCAAGUGAGUUAAUGCUCACUGUGACUGAACUAACUGUUGUCCCCAAGCUCUUGCAACUUGUUUCAGAGAUUCUUGAUAACAGUUUUGUGCUGAAAGAGGGCACCAGUGCAAUAUUGAAGAAGGAAGUAAACAAGCUAGAAGUUGGCAAGGCAGCUUUGGCUUAUGAAGUUAUCCUAGGAUUGCUGCUCACUCUGCAGAGCUCUGCUUGUCUCAGAGUUGAGCACAAAGACGUUUGGCAGUGUCUCACUCUACACAAGAUAUUCUUACAGAGUGAUGGCCCUGAAAUCAUCAAAAAGUUAAUUUCUCUGAAGCAUCACCUGUCAUUAGGGAAGCGUUCCGAAAUCUUGCAAAAUCUCAGUAAAUUGAUCCUUUAUAUGAAGUACUGGAGGGAAGAUGUUUACCAUGCAGAAAAGUGUGAUAAAAAGAACCAUAGGUAUUGUGAAUAUGAGGCUGUGCAGAGCCACCACUCUCAGGUAUUUGGAAUAAAUUCAAGCUUACUCAAUGGAAUUGAUCCCAGUUCUUGUAUGAUUGCUAACUUUGCAUUCAUAUUGAUUGACUGCUUCUCAGUUACUGAAGAAAUUGAGAUACAUGCAUGUUCCAUCAAGGCUUUGUCAAAAUGUGGCCUAUGUUGUUGCAUGAGUACAGGAGCUGUUCUAAGCAAACUCUUGCAGAACCUGAGUUCUGAGAUGCAUCAUGUUGUUUCUUAUCUUACUGUCUUUAUAGAAAACAUUGUGUGGCGUGACCUGGGUGGAAUGACUUUAAGGGAGGCAGUUCACUGUAUUUUUUGCCAGACCCCAGAAUACGUGGGUGGAGGGCUUAAUCCUAUAACUGCCGAAUAUACUCUAGAGGAGUCAUUCUCAUCGACCUUUAGUGCCCGUGGAAUCUCAUCUUUUAAUUCAGCUAAGAAAUGUUGCAGUCAGAAUAUAGAAGACACACCUGUCUCUUCCUCUCAUUGGGAAGGUGUUGCUCUCUACAAAAGGCUCCUCUUUUGUAAAAAUAUCAGUUCAAAAGUAAUAGUUCAUAUAACAAGACUCUUGUCACGUAGCAGUGCGGGAGUCAAGUUGGAAAUGUGUGAAUACCUCAUCAUCCCAGCUUUAAAACAGAUUUGUGAAAAAGGUAUUGCUAAAUAUGAGAGCAGUGGCAAAGAUAAGGAUGUGUUAGUUGGCCUCCUAAGAUGCAUUAGAUUAACAUUAGCAGAAUCAUGUGAUCCUAAAAUAACACAGUUUCUUCAGGAUAAUGGCCUGUCUCUUAUCACAGCCUGCAAAUCCAUUCCAGGGGUUAGAAGUGAAGCCUUUGCACUGCUUUGCAACAUUGUGAAGAAAGAAUUGAAGACUAAACCGGGAAUGCCAGUAAUAUCAGAUACAGAUGAAGAAAGCAAUUUUAUGUUUACAAAGUUAUUUGAAACAGAGGUUCUAGAGCAUGAUGAGUUCUGGACAGGUUAUUUCAACAUGAAAGUACGUGAAGUGAGGCAGAGGUUUUUCAUUCACACUCAGCUAGAUGUGUCCACAGUGGCAGAUGACAAUGUCCCAAAUACUAGCCUAAACCACAACAAGAAUGAAGUCAUCAGCCAGGACAAGACAGAGGCUGAAACCAUCAACAACAAGACAGAUGAAAAAGAGGAGAGGUUAGAAGAGGAGGAGAACGAAGAAGACACUCAGGAUAUCAAGGAAGCUGUUUAUAGAGACAGUGGUUCAGAAGUGGGCAAAGUUGAAGAUAUGAAAUUAGAAGAUGAGAAGGUCGCCCCUCCCAUCCCUAAUGAAUUUGUGGAAGACCAUGCUGAUCUUGAAAACUUUAAGAACAUUGACAGCCAGACACUUGCCCUCAAGUAUGCUGGCCUGGGUGAGUUAUGGAAUGCUGUCACAGAAGUCCUGCACAUGAGCUCUGAGUUCCAGGCCUACUUGGCCGCAUCAGGCAUCCGUUCCCUGGUGGCACCACUGCUUGUCAACAUUACGCAGGACCUGGCACGUGCUUCCUCAGGAGCCCUAGGCCUGAGCAGCGUUGUCUUAGAGCAGCUCUCUGUCACCUUCUCACUGAUGCACUCGCUGCUCACCUUCGUCAUUGUGACUUACCCAUAUGCAGGUUUGCAUGUGGAUACACUUUUGAAUGAGUUGAGGUCGCCCUUGUUACGUUACUCGCCCCGUACUUGUGGGGAUGUGAAACACCUCGUGUCUGUCAUGCUACAGUGUUGUGUGUUGUCCUCAUCAACCAACAUAACUUAUUCUUUACCUCACACAACACAGGCCCUGGAGAUGCUAGAUGAGGAACCGGGUCCAGUUGGAGGGGAAGGAGAUCAACACCCAGGUGAGACUGAUGGCUAUGAAGCAGACACAGAGCAGCUUGCCAACAACACCUAUCCUUCGUCAGCUAGAUCUUGGCAACAGGAUGACAAUUUGGAGUGCCCUGAGCUGGUACUGUUGGCACUGGACCUCAUAAUCAACCACCAUGAGAAGUUCCUUGAGACACGAGAGGAAGCUCAGGAAGAGGUGGGAACUGGGCCUGAAAACCACGAUAAGCAGGAGAAACACAUGCCUGAGUCCCCCUUGAAGAAGAGGGGUCAAAACCGAAGGCGCUGGAGCAGGAGGAGGAGGCUCAAGGAUGGAUCAAAGUCCCCCUCAAAAGGGUCAGGAGCUCGCAGCGCAUCAGGCGAUAAGAGCACGUCCUCAGCCUCGUCAGUGUACCACAGCAUGACCUCAGAUGAGGAUACGGGUUCUGACACAGGGAAUUCCGAUGGGACUGAGUGGGCUAAUGAACCAAAGCCAGAGAUUCUUGAGAGUGAGAAAGUGCAGGUGAAACCAGGGCUUAGUGUAAGUGUUAGUGUAGAAAAUGAUUCAUGUGUAGAAAAUGCUUGUUCAACCAACUCCUUUGAGAAUGCCUCCUCACAAUCUGCAAAUGACUACAAGGCAAGGGCUCAGGGUACCAUGUUCCAGUCCACCUCCCAGGACGAGUCUCUCUCAAAGGGUAUGUCCUGGUCAUCUGGCGAGGCAACUUCCCCACAGCACACAGUCCACACAGGGUCAUCAUCCACAUACUCACCCUGUUGUGAGAGUGAGAUGACUCACAGUGCCUCCCUUACUCAGUGUGUCCAUGCCCUCCUCCUCCUCUGCCGCUCAUCUGCCAAUGUGUGUCGCAGGCUCCAUGCCCUGGGCUUCCUCACGAGCCUCCUCAAUGGAUUUACUGAUCUCAUCUGUGCCAACAGUAUGAUAUACCAAGAUGUGGUUGGAACGGUGGUGGGCGUGUGGGCGGAGGUGGGCCGCUGGAGUCUCACGCCCACGGAAUUGUCUCAGUUCCUGGCUCUGUUCAAGGCACCGAACCCGCCCCUUGAAACGCUGCUGCGCGCCCUAUCGGGGGUCCUUGAGGGUAGCGGGCGCGAGCCGCAGCACGCCCUCCCGUACCCGUGCCCGGGGGCGUCCACGACCUCGGUGUCGCCGCCCCUCGACGCCUCGCACAACUCCCUCACCGAGAGCCUGGCGUCCUUCGUCAACAUCCGGGUCCCGUCGUCGCCCGUCGUCGAGGCCAUCACCAGGCUGCAUGAGAGCCACUGCAGGCACGGGAUCUUGUCUUGUGCUGCCAUCUCAUGUGUGGUGUGUCCCGUUCCCCGCACCCUAGACUGGUCCCCCUAUAACUCAGGCCUCUCAAGCACAUCUUGGGUGUGCAUACGUGACAGGACUGGGGCCGAGUCCAAGCAACGGUGCUCUCCACAGUCGAGCUUAGUCAUGAGCUACGGGUCUGGAAGUUACUUUGAGAAUGCUGCUCGAUGUAACUCCAAUUUUUCACGGGGAGCCACAUCCACGGUAUCUGUGAGCAGUGAAGUAACCCUGAACAAGCUGCACAUCUUGUCAGUGGGGACACAGCACCUUAUGUUCUCGCUGUGGCUGGAUCCUGUCAAAGAUUGCUUACAAGUGUGCAUUUCAAGAGAAGUUGAUGGAGAGAGUGUGCUCCUAAGCCAAGGUGUUGUGGUCCGGGCAGGAAUAUGUGAUGGAGAUUGGCAUCACCUUGCCUUUUGUGUCCCUACAAUCAAUGUUCGCAGAGGCGGGUCUUUAAAGGUAACAAUAUUCCUGGACUCCUUGACAUGCCAUUCAGUGACUCUGAUGGUACCUCCUGUUGGCUCCAUCAAGAAAAGUUCACCAUCAUACCUUUUACUUGGCCACACAGACUAUUAUUCAGCUGAGGGUCCUCAGAUGUGCCAGUCAGUGGAUGAACUGGACCCCCUCAGCCUGCACAGGACACGAAGAGGGAGUCUGUGCUACAGUCAUUCCCAUAAACUCCUCAUGGCCAAUACAUUCCUAUUUCGUGAGCCCAUUUUGAGCCGUGAAUUGUGUCUUUAUCUUAUCGCCCUUGGAAAGGACUGUACCAGCUUGCUCCCACUUACUUCCAAGGAUGAAAGAGUAUUGCUGAUGCCCUUCAUCACACCCAAGCUUCUGACAACAGGCAUGGACCUGUCUGUGAUAUAUGGACGUAUGGAAUCUGUGAUAAGACCAGCGCAGGAGUGCUUAUUGAUCCUCCACUCUGCUCAAGAGCCUUCAGAGUUCUUGUGCUAUAAGCCACAUGUUCCUACGCUACAAGACUUCGGGACCCACUACCCAACAUGUUCCACACAAACAGCUGUGAUGUUUGGUGAUUUGAACCCUGUGAGAAAUGAAGGCCCAGACUUAGCACUGCUGCAGAUGGGUGGGAUAGCCCAUCUUGUCUAUCUAUGUGCAAGGAUGGUUGAAGUGAAGGGAGAAGAAAGAGAACAAGCUGAGGCUCUCACACUACUCUUGCAAGCAGUUCACACUUCUCCUCACUUAGCUGCCCAGUAUGCUGGGAUCCGAGGCAAUUCUCUCAUAUUUCGUAUUCUGAUGUCUCCCCUUGCAUCUCCAGGCGUGCAGGUCAUUAAGGCUCUGCUUGAUGGUUGUACUUAUCCAAGUGUCGUGCAGUACUUAGCUUGCCGUGAUGUGUACACCAUCGCCCCACAUGUACCCGCAAUGCUAGUUGACAGGGACCUUAUGGAUUCACUCAUUAGCAACUGGAAGACUUUCCUUGGGAAUUGUUCUGAGAAACAGACAACAAAGUACUGUGUGGAUGAGAAUGGGGAAAGGAUAAGUGUACUAGGUAUAUUGCUGUCAGUACUGAAGGUGCUGGUGGCAGAGAACCAACCAUAUAGAGACUUUAAUCUCUCUCAGCUGAGGGACAUUGAUGCCCUGGACAAGAUUCUCUUCAUGUGCAAGGAACUAGAGCUAACAACAGGUUCUCUGGAUGGCCUGUGUUCAGCUGACUUGGUGGUAAGUGUUGUAACGGGUCUGGUAGGAGGACUGGGACCUGGGUCUUGGAGAAAUGCAGCCACGGGUCACACACAUGGGUUUUCUGCCCAGGACUCGUAUUCCUCAGGCUUUUGUUCAGGUCCUUCAGGAGUUGGCAUGGCAGCUACACCCACAGGGAUUACCUCAUUUGGGAUUGGGUCCCCUGGAGUCCGUGUGAGAGAUGUGGCAGCUGUCUUUGGUUUCCUGUUGCUGUCACAUCCUGCCCACCUUACUUAUGCAGCUACAGAGCAACAUACAGCAUACUAUUUGCCACAGGUUCCAUCUUCAACCAACAGUAGACAAGGAUCCCUUGUGGCUAUUGGGGUUGAUCUUGCAGCUGAGAUAAAUGAUAUUCCUAGGCCAAGUCAAGAAAACCAACGACAAACUGGUGAUUGGAUUGUGAUUGGCACUAAAGAUUCAAUGCUGCAGCCGCAAUCAGUAAAGAGCAUUCAAAAGAGGAGAGACCCUGAGUCCCCCAACAAGAGCACUUCUCCAAGCUCAGGAGAGGAGGAGAAUACAGACGUAGUGGACAGUGUGAGCAACAGUGAGACUGCAAGCGAUGCAACCAUGCCAGAAGUUGAGGAUCAAGUGGAUGGUCAGGUGAUUCGGCAGAUUGAAACCACUCUCUCUACAGUCAUUCCAGUAGGAGAAGUUGCUCUUGCCAAAGAGGAAGAAGAACAGGAUGUAGAUGAUGGGAGUUGCUUGACAAAAGCAAAAACCAAGGACAUAGAAGUUGAAGUGGGUGAGGAGAAGAGUGAGAAGGAGGCAGGGAUGUCAGAUGAGCAGAGCCAGUACAGUAGCCCAGACGAGUCAUCAAGGAGCGAGGAAACAGAAACAGAUGACAGGAUUCUUGGCAAGACAAGUCGUUAGCAUAGAUAAUGACGACCACUCGUGCCUAACACAGGUAGUGGUUGGGUUGCUGGAAAUGCUGGAAAUGGUGUUGAAGUAUUCUUCUGACACCACUACCAGGACACUGUUGGCCGAGGCUCUGUUCAUGGAUCAAGUGUUGAUCAUGUGCAACCACCCUCAGCCCAUUAUUAGGUGUUCUGUCUUCAAGCUGUUUACCGUGAUACUAGACAGGUGCUCCCCAGAGGACAUGGUCAUGCACCUGCGUCAGAAUGUUCCAUUAGUGAUGGCUCAGCAGCUGCACAAACACAGCACGAUUUCUACACAGCUAGUCACUGCUGCAUUUUCCCUUGCUCUGGGACGAUCCUUUACCUUUGAGGACUAUGCCAUUGAUAGUGAUCCAAGCCUUGCUCUUCCUAAUCAGGUGGUGCUUUUCGUCCCACUGAUGGCUCUGUUGCCACACUCAGCCCAAGACAUUGCUCUGUGCCACAACUCUCUUAUGGUUCUGCUAGACCUCCUUCACAAGAAUACCGAGCUGAUCAUCCCACUCAUUCACAAAGCUCACUUUGUGGACUCACUCCUUUCCACCAUGAAGAAGUCUCUGCAUGAUGACAACCUUGGCAUCAAUGACAUCACAGGCGAGAGUGAAUGUGAAGUGGUGGUGUCUGACAUCACUGAGAUCUUCUCCUGGAUGGUCAACUGCCUGGUAGCAUCACCCCAACACAAACACUUCAUGCUGAGUCUUGAGGUGCUUCACCAGCUAAACCUCUUAUGUCGAGGGGAAGCAGCCCAGUGUGGAGGCCAGGCCAGUUGUGUGGGGCAUUUGCGCAGCACAGAGGCAGCUCUUUUGCAAGUCGCUCUUACACGUAUUCAAGCCACAGCCUCCACACAUCUACAUUCCAUUGGACAGGAUCUGAGUGACAGUAUCAGAGAGGAGAAGACCUUUGCAGUGUCUGGAUCAUCCAGUCUACACAACAUCAAGCUGUUUGCCACCAUGGCAGCUCGGGAUGACAGUGAUUCAGGCGUUGGAUCUGUUUUAGCCAAUUACACAACAAUUCCCUUUACACAAAGCUUGCACAACAUAGCUGAUCAGCUGUUCAUGUCUCAGAGCCGCAGUUCUCCAUCCCUCGUUCAUAGUAAUGCAAAAAAGGAGGACAAAGUUCUUUCCCAUUCUGAAAUAGUUGACAGAUUUAAAGUGCUGCUGCAGAAAGCUACCGAUUUUGUGUUCAUGUCUGCAUGGUCAUCUGUAGAGUCCGUGGGCAAUGAGAUGCCGUCUGGCGGCGCACCAGAAACCUUCAGUUUGUUCUUACUUGAACUCCUUUUAAGCGCAGCUGCAACCAUCACACAGCGUAAAGGCACAGCCGAUCGCACUGGCUGGGAGCGCGUAGUGUGGGGUUGCCAGGAUAUUUUGAGACUUCACCUCACACACCUCCUGGCUCUGGUCACAUCCCCUAGGACAUACAUCCACACCCGGCUCAGAGCUGCUCAGUCACUGGCCACCCACGCACGAAUACAACCCGUUCUCUCGUAUGCAAAUAAGGCAAAUCCACAGUUGCUCUACAAAGUAGGAAUCUUUAUGCAUGAACUGCGAUACCAGAACGAGAACAAGUUAGAUGCAGCGGCCGUCAAGUGCUGUGAAAUGGUUCUCCAGAUACUAGAAGACUGCACUGUGCAUGUCUUACCUCCACCAGAGCUAUACCCACCUCAUGGAGCCAUGAAAGAGUGGAGUGUAGUCAUUGAGGAGAAAAAACAGUGGCAAGAUGAGGCAGCAAAGAUUGCAGCCCUGAUUGUCGAUCGGUGCACUAAACAGGACAAACGACUACUGACGAAAAACAGCCAAAUCUAUGAGUCAGUAGCAGGAGAAUGCAGUCGCCUCACACGCACAGUUGUAGACCGGCAGAAUGUAGAGAGGAAAGUGGUUCUCGGGGGCAUCAAGCACUCACAGUGUCGCCAUGUCCACUUGACACACAGAUGGAGAAGCCUGAUUGAUCUCCUCACACAUGAGAGAGCUACUUGGCACUUCCCAGAAGCUUAUCCAAGGUCUUGGCAGCUAGACCAAACUGAAGGCCCAAUGAGAGUUCGCAAAAGGCUCAAGAGAGGUCGCCUUAAUAUACAACCUCGUUACCUCAUGCCUGAAUAUAGACAGAAAUUAGACAUAGAAAAUAAAUUAGCUCCUCUAGAAGCUGUCCUUCAGGGAUCAGAGACGGAGUCAGCCAUGGCAGUCAUGAUCGAGCGACUUAAUGUAAGCGAACGCAUCAUCCACAUGAGCAGUGCUUCUGUUGUCUCUCCAGGAAUGGAACAGCGAGGUGAAAUCCUCAUCAGCCGAACGGCAAUGUAUUUUGUGGGAGAACAAGUUACGAUUGACAUGAACCAGUGUGGCAGCAGCAGCGAAGUAGUGUCUGUGACGUGGCCCCUUGACAACAUCCGUGAGAUCCACAUCCGGCGAUUCCAACUCCAGGACUGUGCAUUGGAGGUCUUCUUAACAACUGGGCACUCUGUCCUGCUGGCCUUCACUGACACCCAGCACAGGAACCAGAUGGAUGAAAUUUUAAUGGUUAUCGGGAUCUUGAGCACAUCUGACCUUCCAAAUCUUUCAAGUAAAGCAACUUUACCCGAAGUCACCACACAAUGGAGGGAAGGUCACAUAACAAACUAUGAAUAUCUGACGCAACUGAACAAGCUUGCUGGUCGUUCUUUCAAUGACCUGAUGCAGUAUCCUGUGUUCCCAUUCAUUCUCUCCAACUACAUUGUUGAGAUCCUGAACCUUAAUGACCCAGCUGUGUAUAGAUAACAAGGCAGAUGAGUCAGAAUGCAGGCGAUGGUCCUUACCACUAUGGCUCCCACUACAGCAACUCAGGAAUUGUCCUCCAUUUCCUUGUCCGCCUGCCUCCCUUCACUCAGCUCUUCCUUAGAUAUCAAGAUGGGAACUUUGACAUCCCAGACCGUACUUUCCAUGCUGUUCAGACCUCGUGGCGUUUGGCUUCCUGCGAUUCAACCACAGAUUUCAAGGAACUUAUCCCAGAGUUCUUUUUCCUGCCAGAAAUAUUCCUUAACUCUGAGGGUUUCAACUUUGGUGUUCGGCAAAGUGGGGAAAGAGUGCACCAUGUCCACCUUCCUCCCUGGAGUGGAGAUGAUCCAAGAAGGUUUGUACUUGUACACCGUGCUGCCCUGGAGUCACCAUAUGUGACUCAGAACCUUCACCACUGGAUUGAUCUUGUGUUCGGUCACAAACAGACUGGCCGUGCAGCUGUUGAAGCAAUCAACGUCUUUCAUCCUGCUACAUAUUUUGGGUAUGACGUUGAGAGUGGUGGAGACGAAAUAGGCCGAGAAGCGAGGAAAGCAAUGAUCAAAACAUAUGGGCAGACUCCUCAGCAGUUGUUUAGCCACCCACACCCGCCAGUCAGUAAUGCUGGAUUUGCACAAAACCCCCAGGCACCAGAAGUCCUACAUGAAGUGCGAGGGCUUCGUUGGGGUUCGUAUGCUGGUUCACCUGCAGACGAUCGACCCAUUCUGGCAUUGGUGCAGUUACUCAAAACACCAGCUGCCUGUGUCACCAGUAUAUCAGGAACAGAGUUGCUGCUGAUGCCUCCACACACCCACCUUGUCACAGCUGGAGUGGAGAAAGGACUUAUUUGGGCAGGCACCACCAGUGCAUUCAUCGUAUCAUCUCAUCACAAAGACGGAAUCAUACGCUGCCGCCGCCACAAAGAUACACUAUCCCAUCCUCUCAUUGCUGUACCGCCAUUUGACAAGGUCAUGUGGUGUUGCAGUGGAAGUGGCCAGGUGUGGGUCGGUCUUGCAUCAGGUCAGAUCCUAGUAUACCAGGUGUCUCCAUAUCAUGCAGGGGGAGACCUGAAAGCCACUCUUACCCCGACAACACUGUUAGCACACACAGCUCCCAUCAUGCAUAUGUAUGUGUCUGAUGCAUUCAGUGUGUGUGUUUCAGGUGGAAAAGAUGGCAUGUGUGUUCUGUGGGACACAAAUAGGUUGUCAUAUAUCAGGAGUAUUGGAUCCAGUGGUGUUGAAGUCUCUCUCUUGGCCAUGAGUGAAACUUUGGGUGACUGGGCAUCUGUCAGUCCUUUAGGCUCUGCUGCCUCUGUGCUGCGCCUCUACACCAUAAAUGGAGCACUGGUUGACUCUGUGGUCACCCCUGCACCUGUAACAGCAAUCACCUUCUCCUCAGCACCUGAGGGCACAGCUGUUAAUGUCAUUGCUACAAGCUUAGCAGAUGGCAUUAUUAGACUUUGGAGUGUGUGGGACCUUCGCCCAGUUCGGGAGCUGAGAACUGACAGGGCCAGGCAACCAAUCAUCUCGCUUCAUUAUACUCGUGACAACCACCACCUAUGUGGCAUCACAGAGACUGGCGUUCUGCUGGUGUGGGAAUCGUCACUUGUCAAAACCAAAAUGCCGAAGUUCAUCACCGUUCCAGCCAUUUAGGAGUUGCCAACCAAGACACUUGAGAAACAUGUCUCCAAGUCCAGUUAAAUUAGUGAGUCAGAGGAGGAAAAGAUCUUCAAAUGACAUAAGUUCGGACUGAGAAUUAGCUUAGGAUCAAAAUACCUACAGGCACCACAAAUGUUAUGAUGUAUAGAUGGAAUGCGGGAAUUUACAUGGAGUAAAACUGUCAUGUAGGUCUUGGUUCAGUGACUCUCCGCAUUGUCUUGCGUGAAGACAGUUUUUGCAUAUUUGUUUAUACAUUACUUUUUUGUUGAGACAGAUUUUUUUUUACAGUCUCUCUCUUAUACUUGUUUCCUAUAUUAUUUAGGAUCAGAGUAGAAUUGUAAAUAAAGUCCAUUAUUUUAAAUGCUUUCCUUUUAUAUAUAUAUAUUAUUUUUUUUUCAUUUUUCUUUUUUUUCUUCUUUUUUUAUAUGGUUUUAUUUUCUACAGUAUUAGUAUUGCUAGUCACAAGGUCGCACUGUAGAUUGAAGUGACCGUUGCAAAGAGAUUCAUGGCCAUGUAGACAAAAUGGAUGAGUAGCAUCAGUUUGUCGAUUUAUCCCAU
Molecule: messenger RNA, 13174 nt
Organism: Penaeus monodon (black tiger shrimp)
Lineage: Eukaryota; Metazoa; Arthropoda; Malacostraca; Decapoda; Penaeidae
Product: lysosomal-trafficking regulator-like
Biological process (GO): intracellular protein localization
Cellular component (GO): membrane; cytosol
Molecular function (GO): protein kinase binding
Source: RefSeq, a predicted model, not a curated record